Molecule: messenger RNA, 1206 nt
Organism: Ixodes scapularis (black-legged tick)
Lineage: Eukaryota; Metazoa; Arthropoda; Arachnida; Ixodida; Ixodidae
Exons: 6
Coding region: 1-1206 (401 amino acids)
Source: RefSeq, a predicted model, not a curated record
AUGCGCGACUCCCUGAGGAACAUUCUAAAGAAAAUCGAAACUGUGUGUUGUACAGCCGACUGCUGGACGUCGUUCCAUCGCAGCUUCUUGGGUGUUACCGUGCACUGGAUUAACCCAGAAUCUCUGGCAAGAGAGUCCGCAAUCUUGGCAUGCAAACGUCUCACAGGGCGCCAUACCUACGACGUUCUCGCUGCUGCCUUGCAAGACGUCUUCCGAGAGUUUAAGAUAACAAACAAGAUCUUGGUCACUGUAACCGAUAACGCAUCCAACUUCAUCAAGGCAUUUCGAGUGUUCGGCCAGGAGCCUUGUGAAGAUGAUCUGGAAGUUGACCUUGUCGACGUCUCGGCUAAUUUGGAUGACCCGCCAGCGACCUCGGCGGAUUUCAUCUGCCUGCCAAACCACCAACGCUGUGCGGCUCACACACUCAACCUUGUGGCCAACGUCGACGCUCGUGAAGCUUCCCAUGAUGCAAGCUACAGCCGCUGCUCAUCGAAAACCCUCAGCAAGUGCAGAGCUCUCUGGAACAGGCAGCAGCACUCUACAGUUUCUUCAGAGAUCAUUUCCAGGAAGCUCGGUCGUCUUUUGAUCGUACCAUGUGCGACCCGAUGGAACUCAUUGUACGACGCUCUGAGUUUUCUUAGUGGAAUCGAUCGAGCUGUGUUGGAUGGUAUUUCCGACGAACUGGCCCUACCAAGGCUUCAGGACGAAGAAGUUCUGUUCAUCGAGGAGUAUACAAAGGUCAUGAAGCCAUUGGCAAAGGCGCUCGACAUCCUACAAGGGGAAAAGUACAUGUAUAUGGGAGCUCUUCUACCCGUGAUAUGGUCAGUCUUGAAGGCACUUGACGAGAUGACGCCGCUUAAAGUUUGUGGAGCUCUUGUCGACGCUCUAAAGCAAGGAGUGUCCUCGAGGUUUGCAGAUCAGCUCGAGAACAAAGAUCUUCUUGUUGCGUCUGCUACGCACCCACGAUUCCGGCUGGCAUGGGUGGACUGGGGGAAAAGAGACAGCAGCUGGCUGGAAGUGAAGGAAGAAUUCGAGAAGCUGGUUUCCAGCGAAAGCUCUGACGUCAGACCCGCACAAUCCAGCGAAGACGAGGAUUUCUUCGGGGUCCUCUUCGACGGAACUGUCUCCGAUGAAUUGCAACAGUGGAAGUUAACUAUGAUUGCUUGUACCAUGCCGGACUUUGAAGUUGUCAGCUGUCAAACGUGA